AUGGAAUUAAAUAUGGCAUCGACUCCAAAAAUGAAUCCGAUCAAAUGUCAAAAUGGAAAGAUCGUCGCCGCGUUUGAGGUCACUGAAAAUGAGACCGUUUGGGAUUCCAAAAACACGUGGAAUUUGCGUGGGAUUUCCCCAUCAGAUCUCAAGACAACGGUCAUCAAUGAUGGAGAUUGGUCAAAGCUCAAGGGUAUCGAUCUCCUGGACGGCUUCUCUCAAAGUCUGCCUCCUACGCGAAAAUGGCCUUUUUUUCAAGAUAUCCUCAUGCUUGAGCGUCUCUCGCGUGACACACACACCGAUAAUUAUACAAAUAUUUGUAAUGGGAUAGAUCUAUACAUGGCAAAUAAUCCAUUUGCAUUGAUGAGAAGUUGUUUAGUAGAGGGCGGAGAGUGGGGAGCUUACGCGAUUCGUCUCCCCGCCCGGAAUGGAAAGCAUUUCUUUUGGAUAAAGGGUGCUCCCAAAUUGAUAGCCGAGGAUUCUCAAUAUCAAAUGACUCGCUGGAUUGGAUUAGCUGCCGAAUUCGAGACGAGCAAUAAGAGAAACGAUUCAUCGGAAAGGCAGGAUAAGCUGACAGGAAAACAAAAGAAUCUUCUUCUUGUGAGGAAAGAUCUUGGCAAUGGAUGUUCGAUACUAAUCAAUCAAGAGUACGACCAUAUACGAGUGAAUGAGAGGAAAGAUUAUGCGGAUAUUAUCGAGAUCAAGACUUGGCCAGAGAAAGAGAAAGAGGCGCGAAAAGAAAGAAUUAAAAGCUCAUUCUACUCUGCCUCCAAACUCUUGGACCUCGAUGUCGUUGUUUUAUGGAAAGAGAAGAUACCAAGAGAGUUCCCUUGGAAAGAAUGUCUGGUGAAGUCAACGGAGAAAUACCCAACUGAAGAGCUCAUUUCGAAAAACCAAGUUCGAUUAAAAAAGGGAAACGAGGCAGUUUGUAAAUUGGUAAACGCAUUACAUCGAAGCAACGAAAAAGUGAACUAUAUAACGAUUACGAAUAAUAGUUUUGCCUUGGAACCGUCGACUCUUGAGAAAUUCAUUGAGGGUUUGGAGGGUGAGUCAAAGAUUGGAGACUAUGUGAAAUUGACGAUCGAUGAGCUGGAGAGACACCAUCAAAAUGCAGCAAUACGGCCAGUGAUUGAAGGGAGUGGUAACUCCAUGAAUGAGCGUUUAUUUGACAAUGGUAAACAAGUACAUCAACAGAUCUCGUAUGCUGCAAUGGUUAAGAAAGGAGUGAAUCAGCUCCCAGUUGAAAGAUUCGCCAAGAAUGAAUCGAAGAUUAAAGGCCCAGUGAAAGGAGAAAGUGUGCUGGAUAGGCAAAAUGCAGAAAUACCGGUGAAUGGGAAAACUUCAAGAUUCAAGAUAGCAAGCAAUCGAAUUGUAAGAGGAUCAAGUGACAAUUGUAGAAUGGUAACCCGUUCAAUCUCAUAUGCUGAAGUGGCAAAGAAACAUCUGAAAAACCAAGAAAGCUUCAAGCCCAGAUUUCCAAAA
Messenger RNA from Mesorhabditis belari, 1482 nucleotides. Lineage: Eukaryota; Metazoa; Nematoda; Chromadorea; Rhabditida; Rhabditidae. The record is from the annotation of a GenBank genome assembly.